Pseudomyrmex gracilis is the source of this 1218-nucleotide messenger RNA. RefSeq names its product odorant receptor 22c-like. NCBI's taxonomy places the organism in Eukaryota, Metazoa, Arthropoda, Insecta, Hymenoptera, Formicidae. The transcript is spliced from 3 exons. Gene Ontology annotation, biological process: sensory perception of smell; detection of chemical stimulus involved in sensory perception of smell. Gene Ontology annotation, cellular component: plasma membrane. Gene Ontology annotation, molecular function: odorant binding; olfactory receptor activity. The record is from RefSeq and is a predicted model, not a curated record. Bases 31 to 1218 code for a protein of 395 amino acids.
CAAAUCGCAAAAGAGUGAAAACAUCUAAAUAUGAAAUCAUCCGUGAAGUGGAAUACCGAUACGGCGCACGUUUUAACGCUUUACAAGUAUGUUCUUGGCAUACUUGGACUCUGGGUACUCGCCGAGAAAACUAUAUUUUCGAGAAUUCGAUGGUUCAUAUCGACAAUACUGGAAAUGAGUACGACAGUUACGUUGUCGUUGGAAGUAAUUCGGCACUGUCACGAUCACGAGGACACACUCGAUGCUUUUUUAUUCGCGUCUUCGUCCGUGAUCAGCAUGUCCAAGCUGCUUCUGCAUCGCAUUAAUUGGAGACACAAGUUAAUUCUAGUGGAGGCCAUUAUUCACGAUUGGACUUUCGCGGAGAGUCGGCGGUCGCGCGACAUCAUGCUGGAAUACGCGCGUCGAGGCAGACGCAUAUCUCUCGUGUUGCUCUAUCUCGGCUGCACCUCCGUCGUGUUUCUCUUCGCACCUUUCGCAUUCGCCAACGUCGAUUUGCCAUGGAUUAUCGAGAAGCAAGUUUACAACAAAUCCGAAAUGAAAUUACUGCUAGCGGCUUACUGCGUUUUUGGAAAUUACACACCCUUCACUUACGCGUUCGUUGUGAUCUUGCAAGCGUUGCAGAUUCUCGUCAACUGCAUCUCCCAGUGCGGAAACGACGGAUUCUUCUUCACUCUUACCAUGCACGUGUGCGGACAGUUCGAGAUUCUUCAAAUGAACUUUGCUGAAAUAAAUAACGACAAAUCUUUUAGCCGAUACAAACUCGGGAUCUUGUUGAAGAAACAUUGUCGUCUCAUCUUUCUGGCGCGUUAUCUGCAAAAAGCUUUCAGUCUGGUUAUUUUGUCGCAACUUUUGAUGAGCGUCAUACUCUUAUGCGUCGAAGGUUUUUUAUUAAUCCUCACUCUUAUGCACGACACGUUUGCCGCCAUGAAACACGUUCUCUUCAUCGUCGUGCUGUUGGUGCAACUUUUCCUCUAUUGUUUAGCCGGACAGACAUUGGAGCUGCAAUCGGAAAGAGUCGCCUACUCCAUUUACGAGUCACCCUGGUACAAUUUUGAUACAAACAUGAUGAAAGAUUUGCCGUUGAUGAUUCUUCGAGCGGCCAUUCCUCACCAAUUAACCGCAGGAAAAUUCGUGGCAAUAAAUUUUAUGAGUUUCAAAGAAAUACUGAAAGCUUCCGCCUCGUACUUAUCCGUGUUGAGAGUGAUGCUAGAAACGUAA